UUGUUUAAACAAAUAAGUAAUUAUUGUUCGUAACAACAAUUUACUUAAAAUGCUCUCUAGUUUUAAAACUCCCGCCAAAAAAUACCAGGUUAUUAGGUCUAUAGAUAUACAUCUAUAUUAUUAUAUCUAUUAACAAGGGUGAAAAUGUCAACUUCAAGUCGGUAAUGUAGAUUACUUAAUCGGGUCGGUAAAGUAGUUAGCAAUAAAAGAAAUUUUGACGUAAUUGUAUCGCAAAAUUAAAUUAUUAUUAUUUAAUUAAUAAACCAAUUAAAUUGUUUUAAAUAAAUAAUGAUUAAAAGAAAAGCUCCUUCUGAAGAUAAUCCGAAUCAAGAUUUCUGCGAGUUCUUAAUCGGUAAUUCAAAAUCAAUACAAAAACAAUCAUAACCUCACUUUUUAUUUACAUCAAUCUCCCCCUUUAAUUAAGUUUAGAAUUAGCCGAUUACGAAAAGAAUGUAAAUCGUAACAUUUACAAAUACAACGCGUAUAAAAAAACUUUGAAAAAUUACACCGUGUAAACGUGACUUUCUAUUUUACUCCUCCGAAUUAACAAAUAGAGUAUAUAAAUUAAUUAAAAUGUUUUAAAUAAAUAAUCCUUAAAUUAAAAAAAAUCUAAAAAAUAAGGAUAAAAAUGUCAACUUCAAGUCGGUAAUGUAGAUGACUUAAUCGGGUCGGUAAAGUAGUUAGCAAUAAAAAAAUUUGACGUAAUUCGUAUCGCAAAUAUAAAUUGUUAUUAUUUAAUUAAUAAAUCGAUUAAAUUGUUUUAAAUAAAUAAUGAGUAAAAGAAAAGCUCCUUCUGAAGAUAAUCCGAAUCAAGAUUUUUGCGAGUUCUUAAUCGAAUUAGCCGAUUACGAAAAGAAUGUAAAUCGUAACGUUUAUAAAUACAACGCGUAUAGAAAAGCAGCCAGCGUAUUGGGAAAUCACCCAAUUAAAAUAACAUCAGGAAAAGAAGCAAAAAAACUAAAUGGAGUUGGAGAAAAAAUCGCGAAAAAAAUCGACGAAUUCCUACAAACAGGAAAAUUACAAAAACUAGAAAACAUUCACAAAGACGAAUCGUCGAUUGCGAUAAACGAAUUAACGAGGGUGAGCGGAAUUGGUCCGGCGAAAGCUCAAAGUUUAUUCGCGUCUGGUAUCAAAAGUUUAGACGAUUUAAAACGCAAUCAAAGUUCGUUGAAUCACCACCAAAAAGUGGGGUUAAAACAUUUAGAAGAUUUCGAAAAAAAAAUCCCUCGCGACGAAAUCCAAGAGAUCGAAGCGAUUUUAAAAAGCGAAAUUUCCAAGCUCGACCGCAACUUUACAGUUACAAUUUGCGGAAGUUACAGGAGAGGAAAAUUGGAAAGCGGCGAUAUCGACACUUUAAUAACUCACCCUGCGUUUACGAGUAAAUCAAAGAAAAUUAAACAGAAUUAUUUGAGUGAUAUCGUUGAUGUUUUAAGGGGUGAUUUAAUCAAGGAAACUUUGUCUUUGGGGGAAACUAAGUUUAUGGGGGCUUGUAAGUUGGGGGGUAAUAAUGAUAAUAAUAAGAAUGUAAUGAGGAGGAUUGAUAUUCGGUUGAUUCCUUAUGACCAAUAUUUUUGUGGGGUUCUUUAUUUUACAGGGUCUGAUUUGUUUAAUAAGGAGAUGAGGGGGUUCGCUUUGCAAGAGGGGUUUACUUUGAAUGAGUAUUCGUUGAGACCUUUGGGGGUAACGGGGGUUCCUGGGGAAGCUGUUGAGAUAAGUUGUGAAAAGGAUAUUUUUGAUUGUUUAGGGUACCCUUAUAAAGAACCGCAUGAAAGAAAUAAAUAACUAACUUUGUUUUA
Messenger RNA from Onthophagus taurus, 1796 nucleotides. The record is from RefSeq and is a predicted model, not a curated record. NCBI's taxonomy places the organism in Eukaryota, Metazoa, Arthropoda, Insecta, Coleoptera, Scarabaeidae.